ACAAAUUUCUCGCCAUGAACACCACCCCCAGCUUUGGAGUGUGACUGUUUUUACGUGUAGCCCGUAGCCGGCCGUUUCUAUAUCUCUUCGGGAGCCGAUUUUCGCAGGAUAUUCGUGAGCGAAUGUUCCUAUCACAUCGGUUUGUUCAUACAGCUCACUGCGUGCAGAGCCUGAAGGACGCAUCCAUAAUUCGGUGGCAUGUAUUAUACGAAAGCCCCACCUGGACAGUCGUCAGAGCCAGACAUCCGCAUCGGAUUCCUCACUGGAGAGCGUGAGAUGAACACCGAGAAUGGUCGGCAGACCGGCCAUUCGAGCGUCAACAGCGGAGUUGAAGUUCUCUACGUCGAUAAGGAGGCGCAACGCAUUCCGGACUGGAUUCUGAAUAAAUACGCCCUAACAGCUGAGACUGUGGACAUUUCGUGGAACUGCCUCAAGACACUCAAUGGAAUCGAUAGCCUCACAAGACUGCGCCACCUUAUAUUGGACAACAAUGACCUGAAGGACCCUGAUAUAUUCGAUAGCGUCUUCUGCGGAUCCCUGCAGACUCUGUCUCUGAAUAAAAAUCAGUUCCCCGACAUCACCAAGCUCAUGUCGGCCAUCAAUCAAGCGUUCCCGAGGCUGAGGCAUUUGAGUUUGUUGGGAAAUCCUUGCUGUCCUGAUCGAUUGACCCGGCCUCAGGAACAGGAUCAAGAGGAUUAUACCGGCUACCGUUUGUACGUCAUCUCUCAACUCUCGUUCCUCGACUUCCUUGACAGCAGCGAGAUCUCGCCGCAAGAGAGGAACCGUGCGCGUCAAAUCGGAAGGUUCCAAGUGGUGGCUAAACCGCGCUUGGGACCGUAUCGGUCGCCGAACGAGGACGAAUUACCGAGCGGCCUACAUCCACUACCGGCGGGCACCCGAGAGGGCCAGGGCCGACCAGCUUACGGCACCAGAAAAUACCGCUACUUGGGGAACCAUUCCGAAGGAAAUCGCUUCAUAAAAGACACACAGCUCUGAUCACGUCCAGCUCCGCUCUUGAGUCCGUUUCAGGCGAUUUCCCCGGAGCAUUUUUCCCAAAAGUUCUAGUCGCUAUCCGUGGUAGCAUGUACAUAUACUUGAUCGAUGAUUCUCGCAGCGUCCAGAGCUAUGUUGCUCGUCUGAACGUGAACAAUUCAAUCAAUCACACGGCCAGCCCGACCAUGAGACCGAAACUAUGUUUCGCCGGCGGUGAUUCGACACCCUUUUCCCAAAAAACCUCUCAACGAUCGGGGUUCGGAUUUCAUGUUUCCACCCGGAUCCUACGAGAUGCUCCGCGAGUCGCUGCCGCUUCCGAUAUGCACGCCAUCUCGAGCUCCCCAAGCUAAGUUGCACAGGACUCGAGGCAUACCGUCUCAUGAGCUCGCCGAAGUAACGGCCUCCAUGAGCUCCUCCAUUCGGGAGAAUGGGUCCGCAAACGGAAUCGCAUUGUGGCGGGAUCGAGAUGCGGUCACGGGAUAUCGGGGGGUCGCCGCUCGACGAUCAGAACAUGCUGACAGAAUUCUGGUUAGGCCCACAUGGCCCACAGACGUCGUUAAACUUCGCUCUGCAUGAGCUUGUAUUUUUUUCGUAUGGAUAAUUGCAAUCUCGAGUCGAAUUGCAGACUGCGUAUUAUGCAUAAUCGGAUUCGAGUACUUAAAAUAAGUCGUAAGACGCACGAGAUAAGGUUCGAAUAGGGGGCAAAAUGAAUUUCGGAAGGGUUA
Galendromus occidentalis (western predatory mite) is the source of this 1718-nucleotide messenger RNA. Its product is annotated as leucine-rich melanocyte differentiation-associated protein. NCBI's taxonomy places the organism in Eukaryota, Metazoa, Arthropoda, Arachnida, Mesostigmata, Phytoseiidae. Bases 199 to 996 code for a protein of 265 amino acids. The transcript has 4 exons. The record is from RefSeq and is a predicted model, not a curated record. Gene Ontology annotation, biological process: melanocyte differentiation.